Molecule: messenger RNA, 5562 nt
Organism: Maylandia zebra (zebra mbuna)
Lineage: Eukaryota; Metazoa; Chordata; Actinopteri; Cichliformes; Cichlidae
Gene: zbtb45
Product: zinc finger and BTB domain containing 45
Biological process (GO): regulation of transcription by RNA polymerase II
Molecular function (GO): RNA polymerase II cis-regulatory region sequence-specific DNA binding; protein binding; DNA-binding transcription factor activity, RNA polymerase II-specific
Source: RefSeq, a predicted model, not a curated record
GUGCAUGUGUGUUUGUUACCAGCUCUCAUCAGGUUGGGUACGUUAUUUGAGGGCUUCCUGCUGCAUCCAUCUGCCUGAAACUACCAAGAACCGAACUGUCACUGUAUUUUUCAUUCAGGUUUUAACAGAGGUUAACGUUCUGGUGGAAACAGCCACUUGACAUUGCCCACACUCAGGACAUCGAAGGCAGCUCCUCAUACCUUUAGGCAUAUCAGAGAAGCAGUUUGUAAACAUUCAUCAGACUCAUGACUGUUUGAGAGGACACGGCCCCACCGUGGCCCAUGCACUGUAUCCAUUUCCCUCCCUGUCCUCCUUAUCCCUCAAGCUGACGCAAAACCCCAGACACCUACCCCCCCUCCCCCACCCCCACUCCCAUCCGGUUCCCAGUGACUCGCCUCCUCCUGCCAUGGUGUCCGGCACAGAGACCGUGCACUACAUCCACCUCCACAACUCCAGCCAAUCAGUGCUGGAAGCCCUUCGCACACAACGGCGUGAGGGCCUCUUCUGCGAUGUGACCGUGCGAAUACAUGAUGCCUCCCUGCGUGCUCACGCCUGCGUUCUGGCAGCUGGUAGCCCCUUCUUCCAGGACAAGUUGCUGCUCGGUCAUUCUGAAAUCUCUGUUCCGCCGCUGGUGCCCGCUGAAACCGUGAAGCAGCUUGUAGACUUCAUGUACAGUGGCUCGCUGGUAGUGCUGCAGUCACAGGCCCUGUGCAUCCUCACUGCUGCCAGCAUCCUGCAAAUUAAGACGGUCAUUGAUGAGUGCACUCAGAUCAUCUCUCAGAGGAAGGCAGCGGCAGGGGCAGCAAGUGCAGCAGCAGCGGCCGCCGCAGCUGCUGCUGCUGGAGGAGGAAUGCUUGGAGGGGUCCUCCCUAAACAAGAGGAGCGUGGCGGGGGGAAAGGGAGAGAGAGUGGCAGCAGUGGAAGCUGUUCUGUUAGUGGGGGUGGGGGUUACGCCAACUUCUCUAAUUUCAUGGCUGAAUGUGGAGGUGGUAACAUGGCCGGUGGGUUAGGGGGUGCCAACGUUAGCGUCAGUGAUAGCGGCCCAGGCCCAAUGGAUCAAGCUAACACUGUAAGCCUGAUGGCACUUGGAGACAUGGGCCCCGGUGCCAUGUGUGGUGGUGACGCGAUGGGCACCGGGGGAGGUGCAGUCCUCAUGAAGCAGAGCUCAAGCUGUACUCAGGACGUAAGGUACAAGCUCCGAGACCUGUUGGCACAGACAGCCAAUGGAGCCAGCACAAGUAGCACAGGGAACCUCUCAGCGGGCUGCAGCUCCGGUGUGGCCAGUGUGGACAGCAUUGGCAGGGACAGCCUCCGCGGCAACACAACUGACCUCUCUGAUGACCUUGUGGGGAUAGACCGAUACAGCGAAGAGGAGGACUUGGAUGGGAGAGACAGGGGAAGAGAUGGAGAUAGAGACAGGGGGGCGAGCCACAGCCGCAAGCAGAGGCAGCCGCUAAGACUCCAGGUGCUGGGAGGAGAGGGAGUAGUGGUGAAGGAUGAAAGUGUACAGGAUGCAGAUAGGACUGUCUAUGCCUUGGAGGAUGGGAGACGAGAUCAAGAGCAGGAGGGCUCCCAGGAAUCCAUGGCAAGCUUUGGACAGGAUUUCUAUGAUGAGCAGGGCGUGUUUUCAGAGAGUUUUUGGCCCCAGAGUGAGCCCCCUCAAGCCAUGGCUUUUAACCCCAGAGGAAGGGUCAAUAAACCACUGACUCCACCUCCAACCACCCAGGCCAUCAACAACCAGCUUCUGUUCCAGUACCCAGUGAGCCAGUCGCAGCCAGCUCCGUUCUAUGUGGGCGGGCCCAUGGGUGGGAUUGACACCAUGGCGGGGACAGAGCCCAGUCAGCAGGCUCCACCCCCAGCACCGAUGACCCCAGCUCCGCCACCCUCCACCUCUUCCUGCUCCGCAGGGCCCUCACCUUCCUCCCAGGGAUCUGAGACCUCGUUCGACUGCACGCACUGUGGCAAAUCUUUACGUUCCAGGAAGAACUACAGCAAGCACAUGUUCAUCCACUCCGGUCAGAAACCUCAUCAGUGCUCCAUCUGCUGGCGCUCCUUCUCCCUGCGGGACUACCUCCUCAAACACAUGGUGGUGCACACUGGUGUCAGGGCCUUCCAGUGCACCAUGUGCGGCAAGCGUUUCACCCAGAAAAGCUCGCUAAAUGUGCACAUGCGCACCCACCGUGCCGAGCGCACCUUCCAGUGCAACGUGUGCCACCGGGCCUUUACUCACCGUACCUUGCUGGAGCGCCAUGCCCUGCAGCACGCCCACCACGCCCCGCAGACCCCAGGUCAAGGCCAGGGGCGUGGAGCCGACAUGACCUCACCUACCAAGCACAGCCCUCCAGCUAUGGGAGGGCACUCAGGUAUGGCUGGCGCGGCUGGCAUGGUUGGCAGUAUGGCCAACAUGCAGAGCCACGGAGCUUCCUCCACCUAGAGAGAGGGGGGAAGGAAGGGGGGGGGGGGGGGGGGGUUAUGAUCCCAUUCCUUGAAUCAACAAUUUGCUCCUAACAGCCUUGUUGAUCUUUUGUUCUGAUGGAAAGAGCGCCAUUUUAGCUUAAUACCAUUUUCAGUCAGGGCUCCUACACAGGACUGGAACGCCUUUUAAGAAAAAAAAAAAAAGUACUCUUACGGGUAUUUUUGAAUAGCACAGAUAUUAUGGGAAAAUCUGGCUGGAAAAAAAGUCAUUUUCUAGAAACCUGUUUGACCUAGUCGUAGCUGUAAUUCGUGUUGUCACAUCAGUUCCUGUGAGGACUAACCAUAAGCUUAUAGAGCAAUGUCACGAUAAUCAUGCCUUGUUGAAUAGCCAUGUUUCUUCUUUUGUGUAAUAACUGAGACUUGUGUAGGAGCCCUGUUUUGAAAAGACCAGAGAGUCACCAAAGAGGUUAGGAAAACUGAGCAGGGUUUGGGAGUGGGUGAGGCUAAGGAAAGUUGUAGCGUUUCUUUUUUUUUUUCUAAGUGGAGGUGAGGGUGGGAGUGGACUAACAUUUGGAGUUUUAAGGAGAUGCAAGUUAGGGAAACAGGGAAGGAUAGGUCGGUCGGUGAGUUUACCAGGUUUCAUUCACUUUCAAUUCAUUUAAAUGAAGUUUGUGUCAGUUCAUGCAAAUUACCAAAACAUAAGCAUGUAACCAUAACCCAAUGUGGUUGUCCAAUGAGGAUGAUUCUAUACGUAGAAUCUUUGAAGCAGCAGAUUGGAAAAGUGCUUGAGGGUUUUUUUUUUAAUUUAGUAUUUAAAUGUGUCACUAUAAAGUCAAUAUUACAGAAAAGGGAAAAUUUGAGUAGUAAAUUGUUAGAAAACAGUGAAUGUGCUACAUGUGAGCACAGAGUAGGAGAAGCUAACCCAAUGCAGACGGCUAGUAGAGGUUUAGCUAGCACUUUAGCAUAGAAGCUAACAGAUAAAUACAGUCUCAGUUUCGUCUUUUUUUCUUAUUUGUUUUAAAUGAUCAUUUAAAAGUUUUCACAAUUCCAUUAGCUAUUUUUAGCUAUUAGCUAUUGUUUAAUAUUAAAAGCUAAUGAUAGCAUUAGCCACAUUUAGCUAUGCUAGCAUGUAUAACAGUUCUUGCAAGGAACAGUUAAAGUUAUUUGCAAGCAAUAUUCAGAGAAUUAUCACUUCUUUCUCUACUGUUUAACUACCUUUUGUGGUGGUAAUGUUUUUGUUUUGUUUUUUUUUUCAUCAAAGCCAACACUGACUUUCUAUAUAGUUUUAUAUAGAAUAAUUUUUUACCUGUAACUUCUACAUUUAUGGUUUGGUUUAGUGCAUUACUUUAGAUCAAGUUGGACAAUAAUAGAAAAAAUAAUAAUUUAAACAAUUUAAGAGCACUGAUGUUGAUUUAAAUAUAAAGAAUUAAGUGUUGAUUACGUGUUGUUCAGCAGCUGAAGUUUAUGGUUCUCACAUCAGUUCUCAGGAGUAACGUACACAUGGGCGCAUUCUCUUUAGCAAAACAUUUUGCUUGCCUUUUACUUUCAAAACACCCUCAGCGCCUCUUUUUUUCACCCGGUUUUGAGUUUUGCGUAUUUAAACUUGAAAAAAAAGAAUACACUUACUGAGUUAAUUGAAUUGAAUGUGAAUGGAGCCCGGCACUAUUCAGGAGCAACCUUUGAUGACAAAGAAGCGUGCUGAUGAAUGAAUCGAGGAAGAAGGAAAAUAGUCCGAGAAGAGUGAGAAUACAGCAGGGAAUGGGGGAGGGAGGAAGAGGCGGGUUGUAUGAUGCACAGCAGUGUGAAUGAAAUUCACCAUCAUCCAUCAGACCGCUUUGUAACAUUUUCCACAGGCGCCACCGGUCGGCACCAGGAUCAUAUACCUCGAACCAGAACGAGCCCCCGAUGGCUCAGAGGGACACUAGUUACUCAUUUGAAAUGUUUGCUAAACAUUUCAGCAUGUUUUACACACAGACACGCACACACACACACACACCUACAAUUACCUCGGUGGUCCAAAGACAGGCAUUAUGCUUCACAUCUUUUAAGCUACAUCAAACGAAGAAACAGUGAAAACUAAAGCUAAGAUAGAUCCAUAUACUUUUUAAAAGCUUGCUAAAGUACUUAUGUGUAAAAUUCCUGUACAUCACUAUAACGCUCAGUUUGUUAUUUGUCGCUCAUGUGAUUCUUUGAUGCAAAAAUAAGGCAGAAAAAAAACAACCUAAAAGCGAAAGAGCCAUUCAGAGGAAGUUAAACUUGGAUGAAUAUCAAUGACAAAUCAGUGACCAUUAUCAGGAUUUUUAUUAAGUGUUUGGUUUUGUUUGUCUUUUGGGGCUCUGGUUGAUAAUAAAUGGGAAGUGUUUGUUGCUUAAAAAAAUAAAAGCUUUUCUUACAGCACUAUAAAAAAAAAACAAAAAAAAACAAACAACUUUUGAUGUUUUAGUAAGACUAAAUUAAUCAUAAAACUGUACAAUCACCCCUUCAAGUUUUGACCAAGUCGAACUAGUGAUAAUAUUAAUUAUCACAUUAAUAUUUAUUAGGAUUUGAUCUCUAUGCACAGUUAAGUUUGCACAUCAUGUUACUUAGACCUAAUGUUGCUGUCCCCUAAAAUAUUUGGCCCGAGAUUGUUUUUGUUUUCUUUUUCAGUACCUUAAAGGUACAUAAAAAGACCUUAUGUGUUCCUGCUUUUUGCUCAUUUUCCUCAAUGUUUGUUAGCUGAAGCAUUAUAUGAUAUUCAGUAGUUUACUUAAGCUUUGUAAGAGCCUUCUAAUUGACAUGAUUUUAUAAGUGAACCUCUCAAAAGUGAGACAUUUUGAGCUUGAGAACUUUGCAAGUGAUUAGAUAAUUUGACAUUUAAAAAAAUCUCUUUAAUGUAGACGUCUUUUAAAAAAGUGAAUCCAGGAAAGAUACAGAUUUGGAUCCUUUCUGCCUAGGCUUCACUAUAAAUAUUGACAUGAAAUGUCCCACAUAAAUGUGUAAAACGACUGCUUAUUUACACAGAACAGUCCUGGCAGCAUGUGUUCAUUGGCUUCUGAACAUUGCAAGUGAAUUUGCAGACUCAGUACAUAGUUUCUCCAGUGUUGUGGAUAGAAGAAGAGAUGCUGGACUGAAACUCCUCCAACUGCCUGUUGGUUAUAAGCUAUAUAU